This is a messenger RNA of Lates calcarifer (barramundi perch), 1983 nucleotides long. It is a transcript of the gene rassf4a, whose product is annotated as Ras association domain family member 4a. NCBI's taxonomy places the organism in Eukaryota, Metazoa, Chordata, Actinopteri, Centropomidae. Bases 135 to 1142 code for a protein of 335 amino acids. Gene Ontology annotation, biological process: signal transduction. The transcript has 11 exons. The record is from RefSeq and is a predicted model, not a curated record.
GCUAUGGAGUAAAGACUAGGCCUACUGUAAAGCUGUCCAGUAUCCUGCAGGCUCUGUCCCUGCAGGUGUGAGGAUAUGUAAACCACAGUUCCUGUAAAUUUCAACAAUGAAAGAAGGAAAAGAAGAAGGAGCCAAUGCUGCUUCACUGGGAGGAUUUCAGUGAAGUUUGGUGUACAUCAUACUUUAGACACCAGGUGGCACCAUGCUGCGCCCUAGACAGAAUGGGUGAGCGUCAGACCUACGUGAAGCUCAGUGAAGAGAAACUUAUACCAAAGUCAGACAUCUUGUCACUACUGAGGACCUAUAACUGUUACCAUGAAGGGAAAAACUUCCAGCUGAGAACUCGGGAGGAGGAUGGGGAGCUCAUCCUCGAGGGUCUGCUGAACAUCUACUGGGGUCUACGCCGACCAAUCAGACUUCAGAUGUACGAUGACAAUGAAAGAUUCCGUCUCAACCGAAAUGAUAGAUCUGCUGUGGCAUCAGCAGAGUCAAACAAUAAUUUGCUGGGCAGAGAAACUGGACCAGCUAGUGGUGACAUGGGUGGUCAGGAAGAAGAGGAUUCUCCUCAGCUGCUGAGGACCAGGAGUGAUGCUUCCUUCAUGCGGGUUCAGAGGAGGUCGAAGUCGCACACUGCCAGAGACCUGCAGCGCCUGCGCACACACAGGUUCUCAAUCAACGGACACUUCUACAACCACAAGACAUCUGUAUUUACUCCAGCCUACGGGUCGGUGACUAACGUGCGAGUAAACAGCUCCAUGACGACUGGACAAGUCCUCAACCUGCUGCUACACAAGUUUAGGGUGGAGAAUCAUUCUGAAGAGUUUGUUCUUUAUAUGGUGCACGAGUCUGGUGAGAGGACCUGCCUGAGGGAUGGUGAAUACCCACUGGUGGCUCGUGUGCUGUAUGGACCCUGUGAGAAAAUCUCUAAGAUCUUUAUCAUGGAGGCCGACCUGGGAGAAGAGGUCACGUAUGAUGUCGCCCAGUACAUCAAGUUUGAGAUCCCUGUUUUAGACAGCUUUGUGGAAAAACUUAAAGAGGAAGAGGAACGCGAGAUAAACAAACUUACCAAAAAGUACAGUGCUCUGAGGUCUAUGAUUCUACAUCAGCUUGAAGGCAGAGCUCACACCAGUGACAGAGUAUAGAGUAUGCUCUGAUGUGACCUGUGUGCGUGUGCGCGUGAGUGUGCGUGUGCGCGUGUACGUGCGAUAUGGGGUCUUGUUUAGUCAUUGUAGACCUUUUGGUGGCCUCUUAUUCUCUCAUUUUUAGCGCUGGCCUUAACAGUACACUCAGAAAAAUAAAGGUGCUAACUGGAACCACAAAGAACCAGCAAGUGGUUCUUUACCGUUUUUUGAUGGUUCUUUGCAGCACACCUGGGGUUUUUUGCUAAAGGUUCUUUACAGAACCUCCAGAGGUGCCUCAAAGAAUUUGUUCUCUCUGCUGUGACUUUUCUGAUCGAGCAGUUUCAACAUUAUCCACACCUCCAUCCACCAUCUCCACUUUCAUCUCAUCCUUCAUCUCUCUUUACCAGUUUAUUAUUUGUCUCCUGGGUAAGCAGUUGACAAAGCAAUGCAUAGGGUUAAAUGAUAUCUCUCACUCUGUGUGUGUGUGUGUGUGUGUGUGUGUGUGUGUGUGUGUGUGGGAGAGAGAGAGAGAGAGUCGGGAAGGAGUGGGUGCAACACUAAUGAUUGUUGAUUUAUUAAGGGAGCAUUUCCAGAUAUUGUAGUGAAUGUAGAGGUAAAGGUAAAAGGGUAAAAGUAAAGGCUGCAAUAGAACCAUGUCAUACACCAAUGUGCUUCUACUGUUAGAAUUACAGAUCUCAACAACUACAAGUUUUUACUGUUAAGCGCAUCACUGUUUUGAUAAUACUGCUGUUAAUGUAUUCACAUUUUGUAUGUUACUUCAAAUAUGGAUAUUUAUACAAGCUGUUUUUGUUAAUGUUUUUCUGACUUGGACCUUUUUAUGUAAUAAAUCAGUUUUACUGUG